Molecule: messenger RNA, 1953 nt
Organism: Habropoda laboriosa
Lineage: Eukaryota; Metazoa; Arthropoda; Insecta; Hymenoptera; Apidae
Exons: 5
Coding region: 1-1953 (650 amino acids)
Biological process (GO): sensory perception of smell
Cellular component (GO): membrane
Molecular function (GO): olfactory receptor activity; odorant binding
Source: RefSeq, a predicted model, not a curated record
AUGGCCACGCACGACGAGCCGACGGUAACACCACAGGUCAACAAGAUUAGUAUCCGCGUCCCGCCAUUCUGGCCUGAACAGCCAGCCGUGUGGUUUAAACAGUUGGAAGCGCAAUUCCAAUUAAAUGGCAUAACGGCAGACUCAACGAAAUUCUACCACACAAUAUCGCAACUGGAAAACAAGUACGCGGCAGAGGUGCACGACGUUAUAUGCAACCCGCCAGAGCGAGAAAGAUACGAAACUAUAAAGCAAGAGUUGAUACAUAGAGUAUCGACAUCGCAGACCAGGAAGAUCCAUCAACUGCUGGAGAAGGAGGAAAUAGGUGACCGGACUCCGUCGCAAUUCCUCCGGCAUAUUAAGACGUUGGCAGGCGAUACGGUAUCGGAAGAAUUUUUAAGGACACUAUGGUCUAGUAGACUUCCAGCGACUACACAGGCCAUUGUGUCACCGCCACCGCAGGUAGCCGCCGUCGCCAACCAGACACCUGACCCAAUGCAGCAACGGUUGGAGAAAAUGGAAUUUCAAAUCGCCGAGCUGACAAAUCUCCUACGUCGACAACAAGUAGCAGUGCAAGGAACCAUGCACGUACACGUCGGGAAACGAGGCAAGCCGGAACUGAACGAGGCAAUCAGUGACGGACCGAAGACCAGCCGCCUCUUCAUUACCGACUGUGAGACGAGGACAGAAUACCUCGUGGACACCGGCUCGGACCUGUGCGUAUAUCCUCGUACGCGUAUCACAGGCCAAGUCAAGAAGACGCCGUACGAGAUGUUCGCGGCCAACAGAUCGACCAUCAGCACGUAUGGUGUGAGGGUGCUCAACCUGGACUUGGGACUUCGACGAGCGUUCCGGUGGAGCUUCGUCAUCGCUGACGUAUCCAAGCCCAUCAUCGGCGCAGACUUCCUCGCACACUACGGGCUUCUGGUGGAUCUGCGGAAUCGCAAGCUGCGGGAUCCACUGACCACGUUGACAGCAACCGGGAGGAUCGCCACGCACGAGCAGGGAUCCGUCAAGACUAUCAACGGGACAUCGCCGUACCACGCGAUGCUAGAACGGUUCCCGGACCUCACGCGACCAACAACAAUUCCUCGCGAGAUAAAGCAUAAUGUAGUACACCAUAUUUGUACAUCUUCUGGGCAACCGACUUUCUGUAAACCACGUAGACUGUCGUCAGAGAUGUACAAAAUAGCAAAAACGGAAUUCGAGAAUUUGAUGAGUCUCGGCCAGAUCCGAUCUUCGAGGAGCCAAUGGGCUUCCGCCCUACAUAUGGUCCCGAAGAAGGAUAACGGCUGGAGACCUUGCGGAGAUUAUCGCGCGUUAAAUUCUCGUACCGUACCCGAUCGCUAUCCGAUUCCGCACAUAGAAGAUUUCGCGCGUACGCUGUCCGAGAAAACGAUAUUCUCGACCAUCGAUCUGGUGCGAGCAUACCACCAGAUUCCGGUACAUCCAGAUGAUAUUCCAAAAACCGCGGUCACUACACCUUUCGGUCUUUUCGAAUACACUGUUAUGCCGUUCGGGCUGAGGAACGCUGCUCAGACGUCCCAACGUUUCAUCGAUGAAGUAUUGAGAGGCCUCGAUUUCUGUUACGCGUAUCUAGACGAUAUUCUAGUUGGAUAUUAUAUAUUCAUGGUAGAUGAAUGGGCAGAGAGCGAUGCUAAAAUCUUAAUCACGUACUUUAUAGCACUCGUUGCUAUUGUUUCUAAUACAUUUAUACUCUGUUAUAUCAGCGACAGGCUGACAGAACAGUGCUUGAAAGUUGGUGAAGUGGUUUACAUGACAGAUUGGUAUUAUCUGCCACAGAGAAGAAUCCUCGAUUUAAUUCUGAUCAUUAAACGAUCGAACAUGGUCGUUGAAAUCACCGCUGGAAAAGUAUUACAUAUGUCGCUUUACACGUUCGGCGAUGUAGUAAAAACAGGAUUCGCCUACUUGAAUAUGCUUUGUCAAAUGUCCUGA